UAGGCAACUUGUAUUGGUAGAUUCGAGUUGCAUCCUGUCUUUUUUUUAAUGUAAUUUGGACUUUUGAAUUGCUGAGCAUCAGCAGAGUUUCUAAAAAAGGAAAGGGAAAAAAGCGAAAACAACGUGAAGGUUCUCUGUCUGCUACGUGGCUGGCACGUAGGUGCUUCCCAAGAUUCCUUGAUUAGGGAGGGGGUAAUGCAUGAAGACAGACUACCAGUAGCCUAUAUUUGGCUAACUAAUCUGCAAUAAUGUUUUCAUCGUAGAUUUUAGGCUACUAAACUGAAUGUAGGCCUACUUGUCCUAGAAAGUUUCAAUCUAGUCAAGUCUAAUUGUGAAGUUAGACAUAACUUCAUUUGAGUCUUGUAGGGAGAUUUAGUCAUUGAAAUAGCGUGGUGCGGCUCGAAAAUGCCAAGCAAUGAGUUGAAGCAAAGGAAAAAGAACACAUCUCAGAAGCAAAAUGACGAAUCGAGCGAUGGAGCGAAACAGAAUGGCGAGGCUGAAUCAAAGAAAACCGAAGCAACCGAGCAGAAAUGUUUGGUACAGAAGAAAAGUUCUCUCCGUUUUCCUGAGCUAAGAACGCUUCUGUGUCUUCUAUCUGUCUCCGUCUGUGUUGCGCUGACGUGUGUGGUUCUGCAACAAAGUGAACGGUUUGCCGAGGUUGAGGAGAAGUACAAUCUUCUUUACGGGAGAACAGAAACGUAUGCAGACCUUGAGCAGAGAGUGGAGAGAGUAUCCGAAAAGCUCGACGUCUCCAAGAAUCGCCUGGAGGGGGCGCUCUCCUCCAUGUCCGCAGCAACCAGGCUGGCGAGCGACGUCGCCUCUCUCCGCUCAGCCGUCGCGGCGAUGCAAGCAUCCGAAGAGGACGACGUCAGCACUUCCUCCUCCCCCUCAAGUGGCAUCCAGGAAAUCAAUGCCCGCUUCCUGAACGUGACGGAGACCUGGCAGUCUGGCAUCGCCACGGUGACGACCGACCUGUCGACGCUGCGGGAGGAGUCGCGCGCGUCGCACGUCCGCGCGACCGACAGCGUCAACGACGCAGAGCGCCGGCUGCGCGCCCUGGCGGAGCGCCUGGAAGAGUUCGAGACCAGCACGCGGCGGAACGCGCGCGUCUUCGAGCGCACCGAGGCGGACGACGCGCGGCAGGUCCAGGGCCAGCUGGACUGGAACACGGCGCGCAUCUCGGAGCUGGACGAGAGGCUGGCGCGCCUGGCCCUGGCCGACCGCGAGCACGCCGAGCGGCUGGACGAGCACGUGCCGCGGGCGCAGCAGUGCCAGGAGCACCUGCCCGCCGUGGAGGAGGCCGUGCGCACCAUCCUGCGGCUGUCCACGGGCUUCGCCGGCGUGGAGCGGCGCGUGGAGGAGCUGGGCCUGCAGGUGCUGGGGCUGGAGGACAGCAUGCUGAGGGGGCUCACCCAGACGCUGCACCUCCGACAGGCCAUGGACGCGCUGAGGAUCGCCGGGGGCGAGGACAGGCUGGAGGAGGACCAGCAGCAGCAGCAGCACCUGGGCUCGUCGGCCGGGAGCGAGAUCGACGCCAUGUUGGAGACUCUCAGGGAGAUGGACAUGGAGUUGGACAGGGACGGCAAGGGAGCCAUAGAGGAGAUGCUGGAGAUGGUGAACAAGGAGGUGGGGGAGGAGGUGGUGAACAAGCCAGCAGGAGAGGAGGUGGUGGAAGAGGAGGUGAUGGAGAUGAAGAACAAGGCAGCGAGACAGGAGGAGUUGGAGGAGGAGGUGAAGGAGGAUAGGAAAGAGGAGGAUAAAGGUGCUGUGACUGAAACAAUACCCCCAGAAGAACCUGCACACAAACAGGAGCACAAUCUGGAAGAAGAAUUGCCCGUGUCUGAAGAGGAAACUGUUGAGACUGUGGAGACACAAAUCCAGGACACGGAAAAAGACAUUCCAGAGUCCCAGCCCAGUGAUGUCAAUGUGUGACAUCAUCAUUGUGCGCCUGCCAACACGUAGCUGCCUCCUCUUUAUAACACUGCUGUUUAUGCUGCCUGUGGAAAAAAGUGUUACAUGUAAAUGUAAUAGGCCUAAGUAUUAAUGGAAUAUUUGCUCUGUUAUCUAUGUUGUUUUUUUGUGUACACAGCUUCAUAUCUACUGUAACUUGGUCAGUACUGAAAAUUACCCUUACUGUAUAUGAACAGUAUUCCUUGUAU
This is a messenger RNA of Sardina pilchardus (European sardine), 2159 nucleotides long. RefSeq names its product inhibitor of nuclear factor kappa-B kinase-interacting protein-like. Lineage: Eukaryota; Metazoa; Chordata; Actinopteri; Clupeiformes; Clupeidae. The transcript has 3 exons. The coding region runs from base 406 to 1932 and encodes 508 amino acids. The record is from RefSeq and is a predicted model, not a curated record.